This is a messenger RNA of Zasmidium cellare ATCC 36951, 1077 nucleotides long. RefSeq lists its product as uncharacterized. The coding region runs from base 1 to 1077 and encodes 358 amino acids. The record is from RefSeq and is a predicted model, not a curated record. The transcript has a single exon. NCBI's taxonomy places the organism in Eukaryota, Fungi, Ascomycota, Dothideomycetes, Mycosphaerellales, Mycosphaerellaceae.
AUGGUCGACAACAACCAGCUGUACGCCAUAGCUGCUGCUGGCAGCGAUGUUUACAUGAUCGGCGCCAAGGGUAAAUCACCUGCAAAGCCAGCUGCAUCCAUUGUCGAUCUCGUCAACGAGCCUGUCUUCUGGCAUGGCUACACGUCUGACGAAGAAGUCGCCUCUCCCGUUGACGAUGAUGACGACGACGACGACGACGAGUUCAGUCUGCACUCCGACGAGAGCAUGGACAGCAUCGCCAGCAGUGCUUCCUUCCCAGAGCAACUAGCAGAGACAUGCGGCAACGUCAAGCAACAAUGCAACCGAGCACAAGCCGUCAAGAUUCAAGCCGCAGGCAAAGCUAGGGUCGUGUCACUGCCCAAGCCUAUUGACAUUCCUGCGAGGCGAAGCAUCAUGAGGCCGGCGAGUCCUGGGUCCCCAUCGAAACGCGCAUCGAUCCAACUCCAAUCCAGCACCCGCAACAGUGAAGACAGCCAAACCACUUGCAACGAUUCGAUCAGCUCUUCCAGUGUCAACUCACCUGCUUCAACUGCGCCAAGCUCGGUUGACGAGCCACUGGAACAACGCCCACCGAUCAAGCAUCAACAAAGCUUCUCGCGACAUGUCCCCUUGAUGGAGGCUGCCAGAGCUUUUUCGCCCAACUCGCCUACAUCAGGACCAAAUUCGCCACUGUUCCCUCAAUCAGCUGGCCUACCCAAGCGCCACAGCACAGCAUUGAGCGAUCGAUCCGAGGUCGCUUCCAUCACUACCAGAUCAUCCGUUCGCCGCAUGACCAAGCUCUCCUCAAACUUCAGCCUGAAUAAGAUUGGCAAGAAUCUCGUGGGGAGGGACUCGACCUAUGGCGGGUACAUCGCCCCAGCGCAACAACAUCGAGUUGCCGCGAGAUCGACAAGCUUGAAGCCAAAGAUGGUCGCCAGAGCUGCCAACGAGCGCGCACCACCGAUUACCUUGCCACCAUUCCCCGACGACGCUGAAGAGCCAUCAAACGACUGGCCAUUGAGGAAAGAUUCUGGCUUGAAAUCGUCACAACCGAGAAGUCUUUCGACAAAACUGACCCACGUCGCUCAGGUGUCGUAG